AUGUUGAGAGCAUCACCAUCACUAUUCCGAUUAACCACCGCCACCAUGUUCUCUUCUACUUCUUCCAUUUCCUCUCUCAAAAACCCUAACUUCCUCUUCGCUUCAACUUCAUCACCGCAUGCUUCAAAAUUCUCCAUUCUUUCUCACUCUCUUUCGUUUUCCAACAAUCGCAAUCGCAUCUCCCUUCGAUGCUUCGCUUCUCGGCCAAUUCAUGUCGUCAAUCCCAUCGUCGAAAUGGACGGUGAUGAAAUGACCAGGAUUAUAUGGACGAUGAUAAAGGAUAAACUUAUAUUUCCUUACCUGGAUCUGAACAUAAAGUAUUUUGAUUUGGGGAUUGAAAAUCGCGAUGCUACUGACGACAGAGUGACUGUCGAAAGCGCGGAAGCUACUCUCAAGUACAAUGUUGCUGUGAAAUGUGCAACCAUAACUCCUGAUGAGACCCGGGUCAAAGAAUUUGGACUGAAGUCUAUGUGGAGAAGCCCCAAUGGCACAAUAAGGAACAUUUUAAAUGGUACUGUAUUUCGUGAGCCCAUAAUAUGCCGCAAUAUACCCAGAAUUAUUCCUGGAUGGAAAAAACCCAUCUGUAUUGGCAGGCAUGCUUUUGGUGAUCAGUAUCGUGCCACUGAUACAGUAAUCAACAGACCGGGGAAGCUUAAGCUGGUAUUUGUCCCAGAAGAUGGUAACACUCCAGUGGAGCUUGAUGUUCAUAAUUUCAAAGGCCCUGGUGUAGCUCUUGCUAUGUAUAAUAUUGAUGAGUCCAUUCGAGCAUUUGCUGAAUCAUCCAUGUCACUAGCAUUUACAAAGAAGUGGCCACUUUACUUAAGCACCAAAAACACAAUUCUCAAGAAAUAUGAUGGCAGAUUUAAAGACAUAUUUCAGGAGGUUUAUGAAGAAAGGUGGCAGCAAAAGUUUGAAGAACACUCAAUAUGGUAUGAGCAUAGGCUAAUUGAUGACAUGGUGGCAUAUGCACUCAAGAGUGAAGGUGGAUAUGUUUGGGCUUGUAAGAAUUAUGAUGGUGAUGUUCAAAGUGAUUUACUUGCUCAAGGAUUCGGCUCAUUGGGCCUCAUGACUUCUGUGCUGUUAUCUUCUGAUGGCAAGACAUUAGAAGCUGAGGCAGCUCAUGGAACUGUAACUCGGCAUUUCCGGUUUCAUCAAAAAGGACAAGAAACCAGUACAAACAGUAUUGCUUCCAUAUUUGCAUGGACACGAGGACUGGAACAUAGAGCCAAGCUGGAUAAUAAUGAAAAAUUACUGGAUUUUGCUAAGAAGUUGGAGGCUGCAUGUGUUGAGACGGUAGAGUCAGGAAAGAUGACCAAAGAUCUUGCCCUUCUGAUUCACGGGCCUAAGGUAUCAAGGGAAUUUUACUUGAACACUGAGGAAUUUAUUGAUGCUGUGGCGUCGAAUCUUGAGAUUAAGCUUCAAGAGCCUGCAACUGCAACAGUCUAA
This is a messenger RNA of Vicia faba (fava bean), 1446 nucleotides long. NCBI's taxonomy places the organism in Eukaryota, Viridiplantae, Streptophyta, Magnoliopsida, Fabales, Fabaceae. The record is from the annotation of a GenBank genome assembly.